Molecule: messenger RNA, 2482 nt
Organism: Synchiropus splendidus (mandarinfish)
Lineage: Eukaryota; Metazoa; Chordata; Actinopteri; Syngnathiformes; Callionymidae
Product: transmembrane protein 151B
Exons: 2
Coding region: 442-2130 (562 amino acids)
Source: RefSeq, a predicted model, not a curated record
GGGGAAGAUGCCACGUACGUGGUUCUGUUAGUUUUCCAGAUAUAUGUUUGAAACCAAGGUUUUGUUUUAUGUUUUUUGAUGGUUUCGUUAAAUCUUUUCACGCCUGGAGCUCGCCCCGCCGCCGGAGCUCCGCUGCGGCAUCGGGAUGGACCUGGUGCGGCAGUGCGCAGUGAUGAAUGUCUGCUGGUGAUUUGACGGUCCUGCCGCCGCUGGCCUUUGUGCAUCAUGGUAAACCUCUGCUGUCUCUGCUGCGGUGCAAUCCCUCAACCCCGCCCCCCGCCGUCCAACCAGCCGGGACCACCGCGGGACCCCCGCUCCCUGCAGCAGAACCAGCAGCUGGCUGGCUGCGGACCAGGUGGCGAGCAUCACAGACCUGACCAGGCAGGCGAGGAACCUCGGGCGAUGCGAGAGCGAGAGCGCAGGGAGAAGUGACGCUGCAGGAUGGUGUCCUCGGAUGUGGAGUCCGCAGAGGACCCCGGGGCCAGUGGCCCCAGCGAAGAGGAGCAGGAGCUGGAGGACUCCCCAGCCGAGAGUGAGGAGAAUGAGCAGUGUCCAGUGAAACAGUCUCUGAGCGCCUGUGUGUGUCGAGAGGCUCACUGGCGCUGCCUGCUGCUGUCGCUGCUCAUGUACAGCUGCCUGGCCACUGUGACCUGGUGCCAACUGACCAGGGUCACGAAGAUCAGCUUCAACUCUGCCCUCACCUCCACCUUCGCCGCCUCCUUCACCUCCUCCAUCCAGGGCAGCUCCGGGAUCGGGAUCGGGGGUCACUCCAUGAUCUACCACGACAGCCCUUGCUCCGAUGGUCUGGUCUACAUCCCCCUGGCCUUCCUCUUCAUCCUCUACGUCUUGUACAUGGUGGAGUGUUGGCACUGCCAGGUCCGCACCGAGCUGCAGUGCAAGUCGGAUAUAGACAGCGUUUACGAGCGCGUCCUCCGGAUGCAGCAGGCUGAACCCUGCAUUUGGUGGAAGGCUAUCAGCUACCACUUCGUCCGACGCACGCGCCAGGUCACACGCUACCGCAACGGUGACGCCUACACCACCACCCAAGUCUACCACGAGAGGGUGAACACUCACGUGGCCGAGGGGGAGUUUGACUACAGCCUGUGUGGCAUGAAGGAUGUUUCCCGUGACCUCAGAGGCCUGGAGGCUCACCCGGCGACUCGCCUGCGCUUCACCAAAUGCUUCAGCUUCACCGAGGCGGGACCUGAGAACAAUUACCUCAACCAGCGAGCCAGAUUCUUUUCCGAAAUCGAAGGUUUGGAUGACUACAUGGAGGCCAGGGAGGGGAUGCAGCUGAAGAACGUGGACUUCAGGGAGAACCUUAUUGCUUAUGCAAACCCGGACCGGAUGCCGUGGUACAACUCCCAGCUGGCCUUCUGGCUGGCUGCGCUCUUCAUGCUCUCUUGGCCGCUCAGGGUGCUGAUCGAGUAUCGCACGGCGUACGUGCACUACCGCGUGGAGAAGCUGUUUGGGCUGGAGUACAGCCCCUCCCACGUGGACGAUGACAUGGGCACCAGAGGCUGUAACAUCCCCAGAGUGGACACCCUUGACAGCACUGAGAUCGAGUGGCACAUUCGCUGCAACCACCAGGUGAUUCCCAGCUACUCGGAAGCCAUGCUGAUCAACGGAGGCACCCCGGAGUCCAACUCUUUAGAAACUGACAAUUCAACCGCCAACUGCUACCUUCUAGACAGGAGCCCCACCACUCAGAGUUACGGAGCUCUUCAGAGUCAGGAGGAACAGCAGGAAGAACCGAGCAGACCGGAGAGCCUGCUGGGUCGGAGGAGGACCAUCACCAGCUCCAGCUGUUCCUCCAUCUUCUCCUGCCGAGGAGCUUUGUUCCGCUCCCGACUCUCCUCAGACGCGUCGCGCUUCUCCCUCUGCCGCAUGUACGGCUCCCAUCGCACCAUGGCUCUGUGGAGGAGCCGCAGCAGCAAUUUGACCGAGCCCUGCUGCUGCUCCGACUCCAGCCAGCUGGCUCUCAGCGAAAGCCCGCCCACUUACCGGGACGCCCGGUUCUUCCCGGUGCUCAUAGUGCACCGGCCUGAGGGCUGCGGCGCCGAGAGUGGGAGGAGCGGACGCCAUUACCUCAUACGCCGAGAGUCGUCCUGCGUUGAGACAGCUCUAUGAGGAACCACACAAAUCAGAUCAUGGAGUCGGAUUAUGGAUCAAAACUGUAAAACAUAAGAAAAAAAAGACAAUAUAUUUUUGCACAGUCCCGCAUUGCUUGUUGUGACCUGGAUAACUCACACCUUAACACACAGCCUGCACGAUGUUGACUUCCUUUUUUAAAAUGUCACUUAAAUCUAGGUAUCUUACAAUGCUGACGUGCAUUGUCCUGUGUGUACGAUUCUGAAAGAAAAACUGCAUGAUGUCGGUGGAAUUAACUUUUUUUUAUUGAAAUAAUCCAGAUUGUCUCUGUAUAUGUACGUUGUUCAAUGGUGACUAAUAUCUACACUAACUUUUGCAUUUCAGGGUGAAA